Molecule: messenger RNA, 3233 nt
Organism: Uloborus diversus
Lineage: Eukaryota; Metazoa; Arthropoda; Arachnida; Araneae; Uloboridae
Product: glutamate receptor 1-like
Exons: 17
Coding region: 109-2745 (878 amino acids)
Biological process (GO): monoatomic ion transport; modulation of chemical synaptic transmission; synaptic transmission, glutamatergic
Cellular component (GO): postsynaptic membrane; plasma membrane
Molecular function (GO): glutamate-gated receptor activity; transmitter-gated monoatomic ion channel activity involved in regulation of postsynaptic membrane potential
Source: RefSeq, a predicted model, not a curated record
ACAGUCCUCAUAUGGAAAUUACUUUGUUUCACCUAUAUCCUCGCCUUAGUGCGCCCCGUGCCCGAGAAGAUUCCAAUUGGUGCUAUUUUCACUCCAGGCUCUGAGGAAAUGCAAACUGCCUUUAAUUACGCAAUAUCCUUUCAUAACAACAAUGACUCUCAAGCUAGAUUUAAAGUGGAGCCUGUUGUUGAAGUCUUAGAUAGCGAUGAUUCUUAUAAAAUCGGACAAACAUUGUGCUCUCAGAUGGAGCGAGGUAUCUUCGCCCUCAUCGCCCCAACCAGCGACCCCUCCUACGACACCUUUGCUGCCUAUUCCAAUAUGUUCCAGAUGCCCCUCGUCAGCCCCGCUUUUCCCCAGCAGACAAGCUCCGACAGACCGUCAUACAUGGGGGUCAGCCUUAGGCCCAAGUACCUGCGAGCGAUUGUCGAUGUCAUCAAUUACUAUAAAUGGAAAACGAUAAUUUACCUCUACGACUCCGAUAAUGGGCUACUAAAGCUUCAACAAAUAUUCCACCUUACUUCAGACAAAUACAAACUUGAAAUGCGAGUAGUUAGGAGAAUCAGCAAUGCUACAGAUGCUAGUGAUUUUUUAAGAAGACUGGAGGAGCAAGAUAGAAGAAAUAUGAAAUAUGUGAUACUGGAUUGUGAUCCUGAAACUGCAAAAGCAGUAGUAGAUCACCAUAUUAGAGACACAUAUAUGAACCGAAGAAAUUAUCAUUUUCUCGUAACUAGUUUGAUAAUUGAAGAUGACUGGAACGCUGCUUUACUUCCACACGGAGCUGUCAAUGCCACUGGAUUCCAAAUGCUGCAAGAAACCAGACCCGAAGUUCGGGAAUUCUUAACCGCGUGGAAGUCCCUAGAUCCUUACAGAUGGCCUGGAGGAGGAUCUCAACACAUUACGACGGAAGUUGCUUUGAUGUACGAUGCCACAAAAGUUAUGUUGGAGACUUUUAACCGCCUGUUAAAGAAAAAGCCUGAUCUCUUUCGCAACAAUUUCCGAAGAGGAGAAGUUUAUAAUAAUGGAACAAAAGGUAUAAACUGUCAGCAAUCACCUGUCAUGCCAUGGGAACAUGGAGAUAGAAUAACGAGGUUUUUGAAAAGUGUAGAUUUAACUGGACUCACAGGCAACAUCACUUUUGAUGAGGUUGGAUGGAGAAAAAAUUUUACCGUGAACGUUGUCGAAAUGUCGAUGAAUAGCGAAAUGGUCAAAGUUGCUCAAUGGUCUGAUCAUGAAGGACUUCAGCUAAUACCACCCAGCUACCGCAGAAUACCUCAGAAUACUGGAUUUGAAAACAAAACAUACAUUGUAACAAGUAUCUUGGAAGAACCAUACUUAAUGUUUAAAAAUGCUGAAGGUGGCCAGAUAUUGGAAGGAAAUGACAUGUUCGAAGGUUAUUGCAAAGAUCUGGCUGAUUUAAUUGCCGACAACUUAAAGAUAAGUUUUAUCAUCAAAUUAGUGAAUGACUCAGCUUAUGGUGGAAAGGAUCCUACUUCAUCAGUUGGCUGGAAUGGAAUGGUCGGCGAACUUAUUCGCAAGGAUGCUGAUAUGGCUAUCGCCCCUCUGACCAUAACAUCAGCGCGAGAAAAUGUAAUUGAUUUCACCAAACCUUUUAUGUCCAUGGGAAUAAGUAUUAUGAUCAAGAAACCAAUGAACCGACUUCCAGGUGUCUUUUCUUUCAUGAAUCCCUUAUCCGAAGAGAUCUGGAUGUGUAUCAUCUUUGCUUAUGUUGGAGUUUCAGUAGUCCUGUUCCUUGUUAGUCGUUUCUCACCCCACGAAUGGAGAUACGAAGACAAUUUUAUGGGACCAUCAGCAUCGAACGAUUUCUCAUUACAUAACAGUCUUUGGUUUUCUUUAGGCGCCUUCAUGCAACAGGGUUGUGACAUUUGCCCCAGGUCUAUAGCUGGUCGUAUUGUGGGUAGUGUCUGGUGGUUUUUCACACUCAUUAUCAUUUCAUCUUACACAGCCAAUUUAGCAGCUUUUCUGACAGUUGAAAGAAUGGUAACGCCGAUCAACUCGGCUGAUGAUCUUGCUAAACAAACUGAAGUCGAGUAUGGGACCUUAAUGCAUUCAUCAACACAAGAAUUUUUCCGACUUCAAAGUGGCAAGAUCCCCGUUUAUGCACGCAUGUGGGAGUUUAUGAAUUCCAGAAAACAUGUGUUUGUGCGAACGUACGAAGAAGGUAUCCAGAGGGUACGUGAGUCCAAAGGAAAGUAUGCUUUCCUGAUGGAAUCGACGAAGAAUGAGUACAUAAAUGAGCGCAAGCCUUGCGACACAAUGAAAGUUGGAAGGAAUUUGGACGCCAAAGGGUAUGGCGUCGCAACACCAGUGGGAUCAAAUCUCAGGGAUCGACUGAAUCUCGCAGUCCUAACGAUGUUAGAAAAUGGUGAUUUAGCUCGUUUAGAAAACAAAUGGUGGUAUGACAGAAGUGAAUGCAAAAAUGGGGAGUCAAAGGAGUCCUCUCAAAAUGAGUUAACACUUAGCAACGUAGCUGGUUGCUUUUACAUUUUGAUUGGCGGAUGUGGAUUGGCUUUAAUGGUUUCCUUCUUAGAGUUUUGCUACAAGUCCAAAAUGGAAGCUACAAGAUCCAAAAUGACCCUCUGUGAGGCCAUGAUGAAUAAACUGCACACUUCUGUAACGGGACAGUCUCAAGUGAACCACGCCAGGUUUUAUCAACCUGCUACGCAGAUGAUAACAGCUGAAGGGUUAUCGGACCAAGCCAACUCCAACACUCAUACCCAAGUGUGAAUUCACUUGAUUCUGCAACUUUACCAGCAUGAGCUAAACACGACUACAAAUCAACUUGCAACAACCACUCUUGCAAGCAAAGAAGAAGACUGCUAAGUAGAGUGAUCAAACUGCGAGCGCAAAAGGCUAAGCAAGUUGGUAAAUGCAAUACCAGAGCUCAAAAGUGAUGCCACAUAAUGUAGGAAUAAACUAUUUUGUUAUCUGAACUUGCAAAAAAAUGUUUUGGAUACAUAAUACUGUUUCAAAAACCAAGUUAUAUUGUCUCAAAUGAAAUUAAUAGGCUUGAUAUGCUGCGUACUUUUGUGAUACUUCAAAUGAGUUUUUACCGCAUAGUUGAAUAAGUGUACAAAUGAGUAGAAAUCAUAGCUGAAUUUUUCUGCUGACUAUUUUAAGAACAUUUAAAAGAAACCAAAAAAUGUUCAUUUUACCUUGCACUGAAAUAAUUUAAUAUUCUUAACCGAAUUUUGCUUUUGAGCUGUUUAUAAAUG